Didymodactylos carnosus is the source of this 1209-nucleotide messenger RNA. Lineage: Eukaryota; Metazoa; Rotifera; Eurotatoria; Philodinida; Philodinidae. The record is from the annotation of a GenBank genome assembly.
CAUCGAUGUCGCGAACAUUCAAUUACAGAGACAUGACUUAGCUGGAUAUCGCGUGACGGACUAAGAUGUGUAUUUUGUCCACUCUUCCAGAUCGAAAUAUUUCGUUCGUAUUGUCAACCCGUUGUGCCGCCAGUUUUGUCAGAUUAAGUACACUCAUUUUCCUUUUAAUCAAAUUAAUUAUCGUUGUUUGUGUAAUAGAUCUACCAAAUUUGACGGUUAUCAGCUAUCCAAAAUCAGCAACGUUUCUUAUUUAUAAAGGAGAAUUUUCACCGGCCGAUGAUAUAGUGAAUGUUAGUGUUAUGAUUCCAAUUACUGAUCACGGAUCUGAUGUUUACGUAGCGCAAAUCGUUCAUUUAAAUGAAGGACAAGUACGACUUGGUCAAGAACUGAAAUAUACUCAGCAGAGUCUGAAUUCUACAAUUUCACGGGUGAAUAAUAUUGCAAUGGCUGUCAAUGCAUUAAAUGAUUCUGUUAUGUAUCUCGCAAGAGAACUUGGCGAAUUGAAACUUUUGUAUCAACAGUCAUUAUUGUAUUCCGCAAUGAAUGAUAUGUUAAACAACAGACCGACUUUAUCUUAUGUUCAUAACAGGGACAUGGAUGUACUGAUAGCUUCGGUGCUAAAUGAUACUGAUUUGUACAUAAAUACAACCUAUGCUGAGUAUGGUUUAGCACAAUUAUUGACUGAACAUCUCUUCUUCCAACAUAUUUCGUUCGUCUCAAGCAAAAACUAUAACACUCCAAAUAAAGACGAAAUAGGUAAGUAACUGCACAACACUAUUAGUCAUGUAAAUCAGUGUAUUAGUCUUGAGCAUCACUGUAAGAAAAUACACUAAUACAUAGGUGCCACGAUCUGAAAUUUUUUAGAAUAAUUCAAUUACAAGAAAACUUUCGUGAAAUUGUGCGACAUUAAGGGGGUCCCCCCACCCGUUCUUUUCCAGCAGUUUGUGGAGGACACUUCGAAGUAUACAUCUCAACAAAUCUUUCAGUUCCCAGAUUUACAGUUUUUGAUAAAAAAAAUUUUAAGUUUUUUUUGGUUUUUUGCCGUAUUUUUAAAAUUUCAAUAAAAACUUCAUUUUUUGAUAUGAAGAGUUGAUUCUAGCGUAGUUCGAUAGAGAACAUUAAUUUGUAUAAGGAGAAAAACUAGCACAACAAUAAAAUGUCCGGGUAAUCCCGGUUUUGACUUAACCGCCCCGUCGCUUCCCUCUCAGU